UGGGACCGAGUUUGGGACCGAGUUUGGGAUCGAGUUUGGGACCGAGUUUGGGACCGAGUUUGGGAUCGAGUUUGGGAUCGAGUUUGGGAUCGAGUUUGGGAGCCGGGAGCGGAGCCGGGAGCGGAGCAUGGCAGAGCAGCCCGGGGUGCCCGGCCCGCGGCUGCAGCGCGGGGCUACGGCGGGCGAGGGGCGGCGCUGAGCGGACCCCGAACCCCCCCGGGACCCCCGAACCCCCCCGGGACCCCCGAACCCUCCGGGACCCCCGAACCCGCCGGCAUGGCCCGCUGGAUCCCCACCAAACGCGAGAAGUACGGGGUCGCCAUCUACAACUACGAGGCCGCUCAGGACGUGGAGCUGUCGCUGCAGGUUGGGGACACCGUUCACAUCCUGGAGAUGUACGAAGGCUGGUACCGAGGAUACACGCUCCGGAAUAAAUCCAAGAAGGGCAUUUUCCCAGAAACCUACAUCCAUUUAAAAGAGGCCAUCGUGAAGGACCGAGGGCAGCACGAGACGGUGAUCCCCAGCGAGCUGCCCCUGGGCCAGGAGCUGACGGCGACGCUGCGCGAGUGGGCCGGGAUCUGGCACCGGCUCUACGUGAACAACAAAACCACGCAGUUCAGGCACGUGCAGCAGCUCACCUACAGCCUGAUAGAGUGGAGAUCCCAAAUCCUGUCCGGGACCCUGCCCAAGGAUGAGCUGGCCGAGCUCAAGAAGAAAGUCACUGCCAAGAUCGACUACGGGAACAGGAUCCUGGGUCUGGACCUGGUUGUCCGAGAUGACAACGGGAACAUCCUGGACCCCGAUGAGACCAGCACCAUCUCCCUCUUCAAGGCCCAUGAGACGGCAUCCAAGAGGAUUGAUGAGAGGAUCCAGGAGGAGAAGUCCCUGCAGCAGAGUUUGGACCUCCGGGGGCAGCCAAUAUUCAACUCCACCCACACCUACAGCCUCUAUGUGAACCUCAAGAACUUUGUGUGCAACAUUGGGGAGGAUGCAGAGCUGCUGAUGAGCCUCUACGACCCCGACCUCUCCAAAUUCAUCAGUGAAAAUUACCUGGUUCGUUGGGGCAGCAAUGGGAUGCCUAAAGAGAUUGAGAAGCUGAACAACCUCCAGGCAGUGUUUACUGACUUGAGCAGCUCUGACCUGAUCCGGCCCAGGAUCAGCCUGGUGUGCCAGAUCGUGCGGGUGGGGCACAUGGAGCUGAAGGAGGGCAAGAAGCACACGGGGGGGCUGCGGCGGCCCUUCGGCGUGGCAGUGAUGGACAUCACGGACAUCAUCCACGGCAGGGUGGACGACGAGGAGAAGCAGCACUUCAUCCCCUUCCAGCAGAUUGCCAUGGAGACCUACAUCAGGCAGCGCCAGCUCAUCAUGUCCCCCCUGAUGGCCUCGCACGGCAUCGGCGAGAACGAGCCCCUCACCGCCGUCUUCAACAAGGUCAUCGCCGCCAAGGAGGUCAACCACAAGGGCCAAGGUCUCUGGGUCUCCCUGAAGCUGCUCCCCGGGGAUCUGGCUCAGGUUCAGAAGGAUUUUUCCCACCUUGUGGACAGAUCCACUGCGGUGGCUCGAAAAAUGGGCUUCCCUGAGAUCAUCCUUCCUGGUGACGUCCGGAACGACAUCUACGUCACCCUGAUCCAGGGGGAGUUCGACAAAGGCAAGAAAAAAACCCCCAAAAACGUCGAGGUCACCAUGUCUGUGCACGACGAGGACGGGAACCUGCAGGAGAAAGCCAUCCACCCCGGGGCUGGCUGCGAGGGCGUCUCCGAGUACAAGUCCGUGGUUUAUUACCAGGUCAAGCAGCCCUGCUGGUACGAGACCGUCAAGGUGGCCAUCGCCAUCGAGGAGGUCAGCCGCUGCCACCUGAGGUUCACCUUCCGCCACCGCUCCUCGCAGGAGUCCAGGGACAGGUCAGAGAGGGCCUUUGGCGUGGGCUUUGUGAAGCUGAUGAACGCGGACGGGACCACGCUGCAGGAUGGCAAACACAACCUGAUCGUGUACAAGGGUGACAACAAGAAAAUGGAAGAUGCCAGGAGUUAUUUGACCCUUCCUUGCACCAAGACAGAGGUGGAGGAGAAGGAUUCACCCUCGGGGAAAAACCUGCACGCCCUGGGCAAGGACAGCACCAAGGACAGCUUCCAGAUCGCCACUGUCAUCUGCUCCACCAAGCUCACCCAGAACGUCGACCUGCUGGGUUUGCUGAACUGGCGCUCCCACGCCCACAGCAUCGCCCACAACCUGAGGAAGCUGAUGGAGGUGGAAGGAGGGGAGAUCGUGAAGUUUUUGCCAGACACCCUCGAUGCCCUUUUCAACAUCAUGAUGGAAAUGUCAGAAAAUGAAACCUACGAUUUCCUGGUCUUUGAUGCCCUGGUAUUUAUCAUUUCUCUGAUUGGAGACAUCAAGUUCCAGCACUUCAACGCCGUGCUGGAGACGUACAUUUACAAACACUUCAGUGCCACCCUGGCCUACGUGAAGCUCACCAAAGUCCUGAACUGCUACGUGGGGAACGCUGAGGACUCCAGCAAGACAGAGCUGCUCUUUGCAGCCCUGAAAGCCCUGAAAUACCUGUUCAGGUUCAUCGUGCAGUCACGGGUGCUGUACCUGAGUGUUUAUGGGCAGAGCGAGGAUGGGAAUGAAUUCAACGAUGGAAUUCGCCAGCUCUUCCUCUCCUUCAACGUCCUCAUGGACAGGCCCCUGGAGGAGGCUGUCAAGAUCAAGGGGGCAGCUCUGAAGUAUUUGCCAAGCAUCAUAAAUGAUGUCAAGCUGGUGUUUGACCCCGUUGAGCUCAGUGUCCUCUUCACCAAGUUCAUCCAGAGCAUCCCUGAGAACCAGCUGGUGCGGCAGAAGCUGAACUGCCUGACCAAGAUCGUGGAGAGCGACCUGUUCAGGCAGGCAGAGUGCAGGGACGCCCUCCUGCCCCUGCUCGUGGAUCAGCUGAGUGGGCAGCUGGAUGACAACUCCAGCAAGCCCGACCACGAGGCCAGCUCGCAGCUCCUCAGCAGCGUCCUGGAGGUCCUGGACCGCAAAGAUGUGGGUGCCACCGCUCUGCACAUCCAGCUGAUGAUGGAGCGGCUGCUGCGCCGCGUCAACCGCACCGUGAUCGGGAUGAGCCGCCAGUCCCCGCACAUCGGGAUUUUCGUGGCCUGCAUGACAGCCAUCCUCAGGCAGAUGGACGAUUUCCAUUACAGCCAUUACAUCAACACCUUCAAAACCAGGCAGGACAUCAUCGAUUUCCUGAUGGAGACCUUCAUCAUGUUCAAGGACCUGAUUGGGAAGAACGUGUACGCAGCAGACUGGAUGGGGAUGAACAUGAUGCAGAGCAGGGUUUUCCUCCGGGCAGUGAAUCAAUUCACCUCCGUCCUCAACCGAUUCUUCCUGGACCCAGCUAGUUUUGAGCUCCAGCUCUGGAAUAACUAUUUCCAUUUGGCCGUGGCCUUCCUCACCCACGAGUCCCUCCAGCUGGAGACCUUCUCCCAGGCCAAACGCACCAAAAUCAUCAAGAAGUAUGGGGACAUGAGGAAAGAAAUCGGCUUCAAAAUCAGGGAUAUGUGGUACAACCUGGGUCCCCACAAAAUCAGAUUUAUCCCGGCCAUGGUGGGGCCAAUCCUGGAGGUGACACUGGUGCCAGAGCCUGAGCUGAGGAAAGCAACAAUUCCCAUUUUUUUUGACAUGAUGCAGUGUGAGUUCAACUUCAGUGGCAAUGGGAACUUCCACAAGUUUGAAAACGAGCUGAUCACCAAGCUGGACCAGGAGGUGGAGGGAGGCCGAGGGGAUGAGCAGUACAAGGUCCUGCUGGAGAAACUGCUCCUGGAGCACUGCAGGAAGCACAAGUACCUGGCAGCCUCGGGGGAGGUGUUUGCCCUGCUGGUGAGCAGCCUGCUGGAGAACCUGCUGGACUACAGGACCAUCAUGCACGACGAGAGCAAGGAGAACCGCAUGAGCUGCACUGUCAACGUGCUGAAUUUUUACAAGGAGAAGAAGCGAGAGGACAUUUACAUCAGGUACCUGUACAAGCUCAGGGACCUGCACACGGACUGUGAGAACUUCACAGAGGCCGCCUACACCCUGCUCCUGCACGCGGAGCUGCUCCAGUGGUCGGAGAAGCCGUGCGUGCCUCACCUGCUGCAGAGGGACACCUACUACGUGUCCUCCCAGCAGGAGCUGAAGGAGAAGCUCUACCAGGAGAUCAUCUCCUUCUUCGACAGGGGCAAGAUGUGGGAAAAAGCCAUCCAGCUGAGCAAGGAGCUGGCUGACAUGUAUGAAAACAAGAUCUUCGACUACGAGGGACUUGGUAACCUCCUGAAAAAAAGAGCCACUUUUUAUGAGAAUAUCAUGAAGGCCAUGAGACCUCAGCCCGAGUACUUUGCUGUUGGAUACUACGGGCAGGGUUUUCCCUCUUUCCUGCGGAACAAGGUUUUCAUCUACCGUGGCAAGGAGUACGAGCGCAGGGAGGAUUUUAACCUGAAGCUGCUGACGCAGUUCCCCAGUGCUGAGAAGAUGACCAGCACGGCCCCUCCAGCAGAGGAGAUCAAGGCUUCCCCCAAACAGUAUGUGCAGUGCUUCAUUGUGAAGCCUGUGAUGAACCUGCCACCAAAUUACAAAGAUAAACCUGUUCCUGAGCAGAUCUUAAACUACUACAGAGCCAACGAGGUGCAGCAGUUCACCCACUCCAGACCUGUCAGGAAGGGAGAGAAAGAUCCAGACAAUGAGUUUGCUAACAUGUGGAUAGAAAGGACAACCUACACCACAGCUUAUUCAUUUCCUGGCAUCCUCAAGUGGUUUGAGGUCAAACAGGUCACAACGGAGGAGAUCAGCCCCCUGGAGAACGCCAUCGAGACCAUGGAGCUGACCAACGAGAGGAUCACCAACAUUGUGCAGCAGCACACGUGGGACAGGAGCCUGCCCGUGCACCCCCUGUCCAUGCUGCUCAGCGGCAUCGUGGACCCCGCCGUCAUGGGGGGCUACACCAACUAUGAAAAGGCCUUCUUCACCGAGAAAUACCUCCAAGAACAUCCUGAAGAUCAAGACAAAAUCGAGCUGCUCAAGCAACAGAUUGCUAUACAGAUGCCUCUCCUGGCAGAGGGGAUCCGGAUCCACGGGGAGAAGCUGACGGAGCAGCUGAAGCCGCUGCACGAGAGGCUCACAGGCUGCUUCAGGGAGCUCAGGAGGAAGGUGGAGAAGCAGUACGGGGUCAUAACUCUGCCCCCGGCGCUGACCGACAGGAAGCCCAGCAGGUCGGGCUCCGUGGUGCUGCCCUACAUCAUGUCCUCCACCCUCAGGAGGCUCUCGGUCACCUCCGUGGCCUCCUCCGUGGCCUCCGUCUCGUCCACCUCGUCCGACAGCGCGUCCUCCAGGCCGGGCUCCGACGGAUCCACCCUGGAGCCUCUCUUGGAGAGGAGAAUCUCCACAUCUUCCAGAGCCGAGGAGCUGCCUGUGAAAGAGGAUGGUGACAACAGGAUCAGCAAACUCAAGAGGAAGGAGUGGAGCAUUAGCAAGUCUCAGGUUAUUGUGGAGAAGGAGCCAGAACCAGAACUGACUUCCCAAAUGGGCGCGGCAGGGAAGGCGCAGAGGCCCAAGAGCCUGCAGCUGGGGGACGGCAGGCUGAGCCUGCUGCACGGCUCCUCGCUGCAGCAAUGCAGCUGCAGCCCACCCCCCAUCACCCCCAAAACCCCCCGCACACAGAGCUCCCCCUCCCUGCAGGGUGAUGGAUUGGCCACGCCGCCCCCUCCUCCACCCAAGAGCAAACCCUACGAGGGCAGGAACUCCGUGGAGGUUGCUCCACCACUGCCCAGCAGAAGAGAGGCCAAGCCUCCCCCUCCGCCCCCCAAGGCCAGGAAAUCCAGCGUGGUGUCCUCGGAGCAGGGGCUGCCGUGAGGGUCUGGGGGUUCCUGCACCUCCCCUGGAGCUUUCCUGGGAAAUGCCACCAAGGAGCUGCUGCUGGCACCGGAUUCCCUGUGCUGUGUUUGCCUGGGCAGCACUGACACACCAAUCCCUGCUGGAAUUCUCUCUCCUGGUCUGUCUGUCCCCAGUUCCUCACUGCUGCUGGCACUGGAUUCCCUGUCCUGGUUUGCCUGACACACCAAUCCCUGCUGGAAUUCUCUUCUCCUCUCUCCUGCUCUGUCUGUUCCCAGUUCCUCACUGCUGCCAUCCCAGCAGCUCCUUCCCAGUGGAACUGGGAAUGCUGGGCUGGUCUCACUGGUGUCACUGCACUGGGCUGCCCUGCCUGGGGCAGGCUCUGCUCAGCUGGGUUUGAGUCUCAUUUUGUGCUUUUUAACGAGGUGGGAAAAUCCCUCCUGGGAAUGAUGGAGUGACAGAAGCUGCACUUGGGCCAGGGCUGGACUGGUACCAGUUACACCAAUACCAGGGCUGGACUGGUACCAGUUACACUGAUACCAGGGAUUUACUGGUACCAGUUACACUAAUACCAGGGCUGGACUGGUACCAGUUACACUGAUACCAGGAAUUUACUGGUACCAGUUACACCAAUACCAGGACUUUCCUGGCACCAGUUACACUGAUCCCAGGGGAUUGACUGGUACCAGUUACACUG
Molecule: messenger RNA, 6541 nt
Organism: Prinia subflava (tawny-flanked prinia)
Lineage: Eukaryota; Metazoa; Chordata; Aves; Passeriformes; Cisticolidae
Gene: DOCK5
Product: dedicator of cytokinesis 5
Exons: 52
Coding region: 277-5865 (1862 amino acids)
Biological process (GO): cell migration; small GTPase-mediated signal transduction; myoblast fusion
Cellular component (GO): plasma membrane; cytoplasm
Molecular function (GO): small GTPase binding; guanyl-nucleotide exchange factor activity; GTPase activator activity
Source: RefSeq, a predicted model, not a curated record